Colletotrichum tamarilloi is the source of this 855-nucleotide messenger RNA. RefSeq lists its product as uncharacterized. The transcript has 2 exons. The record is from RefSeq and is a predicted model, not a curated record. The annotation marks the transcript as partial. Lineage: Eukaryota; Fungi; Ascomycota; Sordariomycetes; Glomerellales; Glomerellaceae.
UGUUUGAAACCCAAGGAUCCGGCAAGUCUUUCUUCGCGCAUCGCUCGCCACGAGGAGCACUACGAGCAGCUGCAGAGACGCCAUCACAGCAUCCUACGUGCCUACUUUCCUAGCGUUGUUGCUGGUCUGCCGCCCAGCCAGAGGGCCGUCUAUCCUCAAUUAUGGUAUGGCGUGCGCCGCCCACGCGGCGAUGAGAUGGGAUGGCUGUCCAUGGAUCCGUCUACGCCGCACGAGCGAGGGCCAGAGACUCAGAGUAUGCACGCUCUCGCGUGCUUCUCCUCUGGAACAAACUCCAUCCGUAAGGCUAACUCGCUGCGGCACUGCGGGCGACGCUUGCCAGGGGUCAUCAGUCUAACCUUUCGGGAGUUGGGUCUUUACAACAUGGCACCACCAUGGCAAUCUGGACCUGGGCCCUGUCCACGGCAGUCGUUCUUAUUGGCAUUUGUGCGCCUGGCCAAGGGAACCCCGACGCUGCAUCCAACCGUUUGCGGCGCAUCAAGAAGGAAAGAAAAUUACGGUGCCUGGCCAAAGCUUCCUUCCCCAAGCACGCUCUGGGAUGGCCCUGGGCUUCCUGGUCUCUCUGAUGCAGAUGAUGUUGGUGGAUUUGAGGCGGGGCCGAUGAUGGGGACCCCAGUGCCGUUGCGCCGUGGGAUGAACGGCCAGAAAGUUUUGGCCCAUUGCCAAGAUUGGCUAUCGGCACUGGACAUAUUGCCUUGCCAUUUCGAUGGAGGAGCCGCCUCUUCAGAUUUUGCUGCUUUGAAGCCCUUUGACUGGCCCAAACUGCCCAUCUUUCCUAUGCUAUCCAUCGACGGCCCGCCACAAGUAAGAGAGGCAACCGCUGGAGAGGGGAAAUGA